Messenger RNA from Diceros bicornis minor, 1283 nucleotides. It is a transcript of the gene SLC25A26, whose product is annotated as solute carrier family 25 member 26. Gene Ontology annotation, cellular component: mitochondrial inner membrane. The coding region runs from base 159 to 980 and encodes 273 amino acids. NCBI's taxonomy places the organism in Eukaryota, Metazoa, Chordata, Mammalia, Perissodactyla, Rhinocerotidae. The record is from RefSeq and is a predicted model, not a curated record. Gene Ontology annotation, biological process: transmembrane transport. Gene Ontology annotation, molecular function: S-adenosyl-L-methionine transmembrane transporter activity. The transcript is spliced from 10 exons.
CCCCGGUUGCACGUGUAGUUGUUGUGGUUCGACCGCAAGCGGCCGCGGAAGUGCAGGCACCACAAGACCCGCCUCCAAGAUGGCGGCGCCCACGGCAUGGGGCCGAGGUCUUUGUCUGCUCGGCCUCUAAUUGUAGCCUUGACGCGGUCGGCCGGGCCAUGGACCGGCUUGGGUUCACGGCCUCGCUGGUGGCUGGUGGGUUAGCAGGUGUCUCUGUUGACUUGAUAUUAUUUCCUCUGGAUACCAUUAAAACCAGGCUGCAAAGUCCCCAAGGAUUUAAAAAGGCUGGUGGUUUUCGUGGAAUAUAUGCUGGUGUUCCUUCUACUGCUGUUGGAUCCUUUCCUAAUGCUGCUGCCUUUUUUAUCACCUAUGAAUAUGUGAAAUGGUUUUUAUACACUGAUUCAUCUUAUUUGAUGCCUGUGAAGCAUAUGUUGGCUGCCUCUGCUGGAGAAAUGGUUGCCUGCCUGAUUCGAGUUCCUACUGAAGUAGUUAAGCAGAGGGCACAAGUAUCUGCUUCGUCAAGAACGUUUCAUAUUUUCUCUAACAUCUUAUAUGAAGAGGGCAUCCAAGGAUUGUAUCGAGGCUACAAAAGCACGGUUUUAAGAGAGAUUCCUUUCUCAUUGGUCCAGUUUCCAUUAUGGGAGUCCUUAAAAGCCCUCUGGUCCUGGAGGCAGGAUCGUGUGGUGGAUUCUUGGCAGUCAGCAGUCUGUGGAGCUUUUGCAGGUGGAUUUGCAGCUGCAGUCACCACACCUCUGGAUGUGGCAAAGACAAGAAUCAUGUUGGCAAAGGCUGGUUCCAGCACGGCUAGUGGGAAUGUCCUAUCUGCCCUGCACGGGGUCUGGCAGACACAGGGGCUGUCAGGAUUGUUUGCAGGUGUUUUCCCUCGAAUGGCAGCAAUCAGCCUGGGAGGUUUCAUCUUUCUUGGUACGUAUGACCAAACUCACAGCUUGCUGCUGGAGCUUGGCAGAGAGAGCCCCUGAAUCAGAGACGGUGCUGCGUCCACUUCUGUCAAGAAAGGGUACUGCUGUGAGAACUGUCUCCCUUCCGGUGAGCAGCUGUUUGGCCAUCUGAACAGCAAAACUCAGUGCUGAAAUCCAAUUUUGCUAAGAUUAUGACAUUGAGAAUGCGUCUCCCAUGCUAUAGGCUGCUGGAAUGACGUUGUCAGCCUCUGCCAGAAGGUUAAGAAACAAAGAGAAAAUGACGUCCACAGCAGUCCUUGGAACAGUUUUCUCUAGAACCCCUUAAUAAAUGAACCCCUUAAUAAAUGAGUUUGGUAACGCUGA